Heterobasidion irregulare TC 32-1 is the source of this 639-nucleotide messenger RNA. RefSeq lists its product as uncharacterized. The record is from RefSeq and is a predicted model, not a curated record. The transcript is spliced from 6 exons. NCBI's taxonomy places the organism in Eukaryota, Fungi, Basidiomycota, Agaricomycetes, Russulales, Bondarzewiaceae. The annotation marks the transcript as partial.
GCGUAUGACCCACCAGUGACACUAUACAUGGGCAGAGACAAGGUGGAAAACGAAGAUCUCAUCAAAUACGCGUGGCCUCAAGACGUCUGGUUUCACGUUGAUAAACUCUCCUCUGCACACGUCUACCUCCGACUUCCCGAGUCCAUCUCAUCAUGGGAAUCUAUCCCAGAACCACUCCUCAUUGACUGUGCUCAGCUGGUCAAAGCUAAUUCUAUCGAGGGGAACAAAAAGGACAAUUUAACGAUCAUAUACACCCUCGGGAGUAAUCUCAAGAAAACGGGUGAUAUGGCUGUUGGACAAGUGUCUUUCCAUAAUGACAAGCGGGUACUCCACAUAGCAAAGCGCGAGAACCCAAUUGUAAAUCGUCUGAACAAAACCAAGGUAGUGCGUGAGGUGGAUCACGAAGCUGAGCGCAUCGAGCGCGUAAAGAAGGAGAACGCGAUCAAGCGCGCUGCAGCGGCGGAGAAGGUGCGUCUGUCAUUUCCAUCCCUUACCAAGAAGGCCGAUGCCGAGCUUGCAAAGGCCCGAGAGGCAGAGAAGGCGGCACGAUCGUAUGAUACGCUCUUCACUGUCAACGAUGAUGAGGAUGAUGAGAGACCCAAGAAAUCGGUGAGGGAAUGGGAGGAGGAUUUCAUGUGA